UAAACUCUCCAGUUUGAACUGGGAGUUGGCAGUGUCUCCUGCAGGCUUUGCAUCCGUCUCAGUAGGGGUAAAGAAAAGGCUCCACCAGUCUCUGCACACUUGUCUUGCGAAGUGAUUUAAAGAUGCAGAGCUGCGCCAAGUCCUGGGGGAUCUUCUUAGCCAAGUCGGUGAAUCCCAGCGCACCGUGCAGGCAUCUGAGUGACAAGAGCCGCGUGGUUUGUAAACUUCGGUGCAGGGUCCCAAACAGCAGGGCAUGCCUCCCGACAGCAGCCCGGGGUCUGAGGACCUCUGCGGCCGUCUCCUCCAGGCAGAUCGAGAGACUCUUACCCAGGCAUGAUGACUUUGCAGAGAGGCAUAUUGGUCCAGGUGAGAGGGAGAAGAGAGAAAUGCUGGAUGCUCUGGGACUCGAGUCGAUCACCCAGUUGAUCGAAAACACAGUUCCAUCUUCCAUCCGUAUCAAGCGGACUAUGAAAAUGGAUGAUCCAAUCUGUGAGAAUGAGAUUCUGGACACUCUACAGAAGAUCGCUUCACAGAAUAAAGUAUGGAGGUCCUACAUCGGCAUGGGCUACUACAGCUGCUCCGUACCGCCGCCCAUCCAGAGGAAUCUCCUGGAGAAUUCAGGCUGGGUGACUCAGUACACACCCUACCAACCGGAAGUUGCCCAAGGUCGCCUGGAGUCGCUCCUCAACUACCAGACCAUGAUCUGUGACAUCACAGGCAUGCCCGUUGCCAACGCAUCCCUGUUGGACGAGGGAACGGCUGCAGCUGAGGCAAUGCAGCUGUGCCACAGACAGAACAAAAGAAGAACCUUCUACAUUGACCCACGCUGCCAUCCACAGACCAUUGCAGUGGUGCAGACCAGAGCCAACUACAUCGGGGUGAAAACCAUCCUGAAGCUGCCCCAUGAAAUGGACUUCAGUGGGAAGGAUAUUAGUGGUGUGCUCUUCCAGUAUCCAGACACUGAUGGCAGGGUGGAAGACUUCACAGAACUAGUGGACAGGGCGCACAAGGGAGGAGCUCUGGCAUGCUGUGCCACAGAUCUGUUGGCCCUCUGCGUCCUGCGCCCCCCCGGGGAGUUUGGUGUUGAUAUCGCACUUGGAAGCUCCCAGAGGUUUGGAGUUCCUCUCUGCUACGGGGGCCCCCACGCUGCCUUCUUCGCUGUUAAAGACAGCCUGAUCCGGAUGAUGCCCGGCAGAAUGGUUGGAGUCACUAGGGAUGCGGCUGGUAAAGAGGUGUACCGGCUUGCUUUGCAGACCAGAGAGCAGCACAUUCGCAGAGACAAAGCAACCAGCAACAUCUGCACUGCACAGGCUCUGCUGGCCAACAUGGCUGCGAUGUUCGCAGUGUAUCACGGUCCUCAGGGACUCAAACACAUUGCUGAGAGGACACACAACGCUGCUCUGAUCCUAGCUGAAGGUCUGAAGAGAGCGGGACACCGGCUGCACAGCGAAAUAUUCUUCGACACUCUAAAGAUUACCUGCAGUGUUGCAGCCAAAGACAUCUUUGAGAGAGCUGCGCAGAGGGAGAUAAACCUGAGAGUCUUCACUGAUGGAGUGGUGGGGGUCUCUCUGGAUGAGACGGUGACUGAGAAGGACUUGGACGACUUGCUCUGGGUCUUUGGCUGUGAAUCUUCAGCUGAGCUGAUUGCUGAGAAGAUGGGUGAGCGGGUGAAGGGGAUCUUGGGAAGUCCUUUCAAGAGAACGAGCAAGUAUCUGACGCACCAGGUCUUUAACAGUUAUCACUCCGAGACCAACAUUGUGAGAUACAUGAAGCGUCUGGAGAACAAGGACAUCUCCCUGGUGCACAGUAUGAUCCCACUGGGGUCCUGCACCAUGAAGCUCAACAGCUCUUCAGAGCUCAUGCCCAUCACCUGGAGGGAGUUUGCCAACCUCCACCCCUUCGUGCCUCUGGAUCAGGCUGAAGGCUAUCAGAAGCUCUUCAAACAGCUGGAGAGGGACCUCUGUGAGGUGACAGGAUACGACAACAUCUCCUUCCAGCCAAACAGUGGCGCUCAGGGUGAAUAUGCUGGCUUGGCUGCCAUAAAAGCCUACCUGAACUCAAAGGGGGAGCGUUCAAGAAGUGUGUGUCUGAUCCCCAAGUCCGCCCACGGCACCAACCCAGCGAGCGCUCAGAUGGCUGGCAUGAAGGUCCAGGUGGUGGAGGUGGACAGAGACGGAAACAUCGACAUGGCACACCUCACAGCUCUGGUGGAUAAACACAAGGCGAAUCUGGCCGCCAUGAUGAUCACCUACCCUUCCACCUUUGGUGUGUUUGAGGAGAAGAUCCGCGACGUAUGUGAUCUUAUUCACAAUAACGGAGGCCAGGUGUACCUGGAUGGUGCCAACAUGAACGCCCAGGUGGGCCUGUGUCGUCCUGGAGACUAUGGCUCUGACGUGUCUCAUCUUAACCUCCACAAGACCUUCUGCAUCCCUCAUGGUGGAGGAGGACCUGGCAUGGGGCCAAUUGGAGUGAAGUCCCACCUCGCCCCCUUCCUCCCGAGCCACCCGGUGGUUCCCAUGUACUCAACGAACAACGAGAGCUCGCUGGGCACCAUUAGCGCCGCGCCCUGGGGCUCCAGCGCCAUCCUGCCCAUCUCCUGGGCCUACAUCAAGAUGAUGGGAUCCAAAGGACUGGUUCAUGCUUCAGAGGUGGCCAUCCUCAACGCCAACUACAUGGCCAAGAGGCUGGAAGAACACUAUAAGAUCCUCUUCAGAGGCAGCAAAGGUUUUGUAGCCCAUGAGUUCAUUCUAGAUGUGAGGCCAUUCAAGAAGACGGCCAACAUUGAAGCUGUUGAUGUGGCCAAGAGGCUGCAAGAUUAUGGUUUCCAUGCGCCCACCAUGUCCUGGCCGGUGGCUGGGACCCUGAUGAUCGAGCCCACGGAGUCAGAGGACAAGGCUGAGAUGGACCGGUACUGUGACGCGCUGCUCGGUAUCCGACAGGAGAUCGCAGACAUCGAGGAGGGAAGGAUGGACUCCCGCAUCAACCCGCUCAAGAUGGCCCCUCACUCUCUGGCCUGCAUCUCAUCCUCCAACUGGGACAGACCCUACACCAGGGAGCACGCUGCCUUCCCCUUGCCCUUCAUUAGGCCAGAGACCAAAUUCUGGCCGAGCAUCUCCAGGAUUGACGAAAUCUACGGCGACCAGCACCUCGUAUGCACCUGCCCCCCCAUGGAGGCCUACGAGUCCCCGUACGAAGAGAAGAGAGCCUCUUCAUAGACGCUCCCAACGUCCGACUGGAGCUCUCACACCUCACAGACUUUAACACUGGAAGGUAUAACGGCUCAAAACAAUAGGCUGUAUAUUAAUAUAGUAUGUUCCAGGAAAUCAGGCAAAAACCAAUCAAAACUGUCAGGCUCUCAAUGGGACAAAAAACUGGAUGGUGCUGCUCUUGCUUGCUUCAAAGUUUGUACAUUUGAAUAUUUCAGUAUUUUCCUGGUCCUCUCUUUACAUUACUGCCCUAUAAAUUGAGGUUAAUUAACUAAAGCAGAGUAAAAAGUGUCCGCUCUAUAUCCCUUGUGGAUUUCACAAUGAAAAAGCAUACCGCUUAUCACAAAUAAGUGUUAAAGUCUGUGAGGUAGACGUUGGGAUCUGGCUUCUUUUCUGAUCUCAACCCUUUUACAGGGGUCACAGGGUUCCCCCCUACUCGAACUCUUCCAAUGGACCAAAGGUGCAACUUACGCUUUUCCGAGUCGCAAAAUAUGUGCACCCUUGGACACCAAGCCGCUCUGUAACACACUUCUGAAUUACUGUAUUGUAAGUUAAGUAGGCUACAGAUAAUUUCUAGACUCCUAUAUAUUCUAGACUAUAUAUAAGAAAUGCCCUUGGUGCCUCAAUUCUGUUUUGUAAAAUAGCUGCCUUGACUUUCCCUUUUUUCAAAUACUAUGGUUAAACAUAGGAGGUAGUUUAUUGUAGUCUUUUGUUAAUAUGCAUCUGUUGUAUGAAAAUGUUUUAUUGUGAUAUUUGUUGACCAAGUAGAUGGAUAGUGGUCAUUUUUAAUUGAAUAUUUUCUAAUCUAAAAUGUUUUGUCUGUAGAAAAAAAAGGUGUAAUAAACAUUUUUGUCUUUAACUGUU
Molecule: messenger RNA, 4070 nt
Organism: Gymnodraco acuticeps
Lineage: Eukaryota; Metazoa; Chordata; Actinopteri; Perciformes; Bathydraconidae
Gene: gldc
Product: glycine dehydrogenase (decarboxylating)
Exons: 25
Coding region: 123-3215 (1030 amino acids)
Biological process (GO): glycine decarboxylation via glycine cleavage system
Cellular component (GO): mitochondrion; glycine cleavage complex
Molecular function (GO): glycine binding; glycine dehydrogenase (decarboxylating) activity; pyridoxal phosphate binding
Source: RefSeq, a predicted model, not a curated record